Molecule: messenger RNA, 4340 nt
Organism: Drosophila willistoni
Lineage: Eukaryota; Metazoa; Arthropoda; Insecta; Diptera; Drosophilidae
Exons: 2
Coding region: 241-4044 (1267 amino acids)
Molecular function (GO): protein binding
Source: RefSeq, a predicted model, not a curated record
CUGUUUUUUUUAGAAAAAUCCGUGUGGGUGUUAUUAUGCAACGUGAGGAUUGGAGUGAAGCCACAUAUAAGAAGAAGAAUGUCGACAGCUAUUGAGGAAUCGCUUAAUAGAAUUGAAUUAUUAUGAAAUACAAACCACGGCCAGGGCCAGGGUCAGAGCCAGAGCCAGAGCCAGACAAGGACAACGACGGCAGUGACAACAACAACAACAACGGCGGCUCGGAGACGUACCUUGAUCUCCAUGGCCAAAUGCCGUGCCAGGUCCAUAUUGAACGAUGAAACAGCGCCUGAAUCGUCAGCUCAGAAGCCCUCAACACCCACUGGAACAACACCAACACACACAACAAACCCUGGGCCCCAACAAUUACAACAACAACCACAACAACCUCAAACAUCAUUGCUGAAAAUUGAACCGUUCGUUCCUAGUUUUAAUCAAAGACUACGCCGACGACCUAUUGGUCGCUCUCAUAGCACUUUAAGCCACAAUGUUAUGCCCAAACGUCCAGCGGUUACGCCACAAGCCGAUCUCUUGGUGGGCCAUCCCAGCCAGCAGCAACUCAAGCGCAGCUAUGCUCAUUUACGGCAACAACAACAACGUUUGCCGCCCACCACGGGCAACGGCAACGGCACUGGUCCUGCCACUGCCACUGCCACAACGGCACGCGGCGGCGGCAUCGUACGCCAACGAUCCAAGUCCACAUCAUCAUCGGCCGCCUCGAACUCUUGUCGCCCAGCGACGGCUGCAGUCUGCACUCCAAACACUCUGGUGGGCAGCACUGGUGGCACAUUGGUUAGUGGUGCUAUUGUCACACCGCAGCCGAAUGGCAUUUGUCGCAUCCAGAGAUUGGCCAAGGAGCGCGAAGAGUUGCCAGAUCGCAUCAAUUACGAUCGUCGUGGCUUAACAGCCAUCCCCAUUUUUGAGCUGGAGCCGAAUCUUCGUCUUCUGUCACUGCAGCACAAUCUGAUUAAUACAUUUCACAUACCCAAGGAGCUGCCGCCGCCACCACCGCCACCGUCCAUUAUUCAGCAGAAUACCACUCCGCGAGAGAGCAACAACAACAACAACAUCAACAACAAUAACAACAGCAAGACAAAUGAUUUCUGCUAUAAUAAAACCUGCGGAUUGGAUCCUCCGGAUUUGGGACGUCGUCCAGCCUUGCGUGGACAUCCACGACUGACGCGAGCAAUGACUAAUGCCGGCAAUGUUCAUGGCCACAAUCUUUCUCCGAAAUCCGGAGGAAGUCCGGUAUCUGGCAGUCCCCUGACCACACAAGCUCUUGCCAUUAAUGGCGGCGGAGGAGCUGCUGGGCGCUCCAAGCUAGCCAAACGUGGUUACAACUAUGCGCAGGCCCAAUUGACGCCACCGCCGGCCUUGCGUUUGCGGUAUGGCUUGGAGAAAUCCAAGAGUUUUGUGUCCAGCAGUCUCCAAGCCAUGAAGCAGCAGCAUCACCAGCAAAUAAUGCAGCGGAGGGCAAUGCUCAAAUCGACUGGAGAGGGCAACCAACAGAGCUGUGACGAAGUCAGUGCCAUGAAUAACAGCAACUUAUCCUUGUGUGGCGGCGUCGGCGAAGAGGAAGACCCCAUUUUGAGCGCCACCACCGUCUCGCAUUUGGAUCAGUUGAGCAUUAAGAAUAAGCAGCUCAGUUUGAGUGCCUGCUAUGGAGGCAUUUUUCAGCAUUUGGUAUUCCUGGACCUGUACGAUAAUCAAAUCGAAAGGAUAGCCAAUUUGGAUGGAUUGCCUGCUCUAACAGUCCUUCUGCUGGGCAAGAAUCGGAUUACCGAUAUAGGUGGACUGUCCUCGCUGAAGGAUUCGCUGAGAGUAUUAGAUUUGCAUGGCAACAAACUGACCAGUUUGGGUAAUCGAAUCAAUUGCCUGCAGCAGCUAAAAUCUCUGAAUCUGGCCGGGAAUCAGAUACGGCAGAUCAAUCAGCAGGAUUUCAAUGGUUUGAGAUGCCUUAGGGAAUUGAAUCUGAAAAGGAACAAAUUGCGACGAAUUAAUGGAUUCCAGCAUUUGGUCACCCUGGAACGGUUGUGGCUAUGCCACAAUGAACUGCACAAGGUGGAUGACAUGGCCAGUAUAGCCAGAGCGUCCCGCCUUCUAGAAGUGACCAUUGAGAACAAUCCGGUUUCAUUGGCCGGGGACUGUGUUUCCUUUUUAGUUUCCCAUUUGCCCUUGCUGCAAUCUCUCAGCCAAAUGCCGAUUACCGAGCAAGUGCGACGGGCUGCCCUAGCCUGGCGCCAACACAAGGAACAGGCCAAGGCUACUCAAGGCAGUUCGGAGGCAUAUCAAAGUAUACGCCGUGAGGAGGUCAUCUCGAAUGCGCGCACUAACUGGGAGUUGCUUAGAUCCCAACAGACCUUGGGACGACCAAAGAGCCGUUUGACCAAGAUCAAUGAGUCCAAUGAGGGGAAUCUAGAAGAACUAAAAGAGGAGGAGGAACUUAAGUUGCCCCUGAUUAAAGACCAAAAUCUGCAAGAGGAUAGGGAACAGGAACCAGGUGGAGGAGGAGGAGGAGGGCCUUCGUCGGAGGCUUCUAGCCUGGGACCCAAUGUCGAUUCCUGUUCCAGUUGCUACAGUUCGGACAACGAGGAAAAACCUCAGCAAAUGGAUGAAAACUGUAAUAAAGUGGAUACGCCGACAUCUCCCAUUCCACCUGCGAUUCCAUUGGAGAAGCUAUCGCCUGCACCCUCGCCUCCUGCCUUAACUCUGACACCACCAGCAGCCACAACAACAAUUGGGGAUGUCAUUGAUUCCCCAAAGACGACAUCACCAGGAAACUCGACCACUUCUACAUUGCCAGUGCCAGGAGUGUCUCCGAAUCCCAUCCCUAGCCGCCCAGCCAGCAGCAAGCAUCGUUCUAGGCCUGCACCCAUAACGCAAUUGGGCCUGGGCCAAAUAAGUAGAGGAGGUGGAACUGGCGGCUCCUCCAAAAGAUAUAUGGCAGGCAGUUUAAUUCGGGCACAAACCGUUAGCAGCAGCACCAGCAGCAGUUCUAGUCGGGGCAGCGGGAAAGCGGCAUCUAAUAUAGUGGCCCUAAUUACACCAUCGGGUGGUGGAACAGGUGGACCGGCGGCAGUAGCUGCCAUCAAGACCAAUCCGCCCUCAUCUGCUUCUGCCGCGGCGCCCUCUACUGCCAUUACUGUGGCCAAGCCCUCUGCAGCCGAGCGUGAACGUGAGCAAGGAGGUGACUAUCUGAUCGAGAUUUGCGGUCGCUAUCUCAACAUCUAUGGCCAAGGAGCAUUGCGUUUCAUAGACAAGCAAUGGAACCCUUCAAAAGCCAAUGAUGUGCAUACCCUUAACUUUAGUUACAUCAAUUUUAAUAAUAUUGUGCAGAUCCUAAGCAGGAUUAAGGUGCGUUUUCCCCACGCCGAGCAUUUUGUGUUCCGUGAGACAAACAUCUGCUGCUUGGGCCAAUUGAAUGGCCUGGCCGAAUUGCAGGGUCUGAGCAGCCUCAUAAUAGACGCCGAAGGCAAUGUCAUUACCCAAAAGGAAUCCUGGCGAGCCUAUGCCAUAUACCGUCUCUCCCACUGGGGCCUCAAGCAGUUGAAUGGCCAGGAAGUGAGCGAAGCAGAAGUUGAGUCCGCCAAUACUCUGUACGCUGGCCUCUCGGAUUUGGUUCUUUGGUCCAUGCCAGAGGUAAUGUUGCAUCCCUUACUGGCACGCCUGCGUCUCGACGAAUCCUGUACGGCCAGCAAGUUGUCCCCCAAAGAGUGGCUACUACGGGCGGACAAUAAAUCGUUGCGCCUGGUCGUUGGUAAAGAGGCUUUGCAAUGGAAAAAAGGAAACGUUGCAACAAUUUCAACUGCAACAGCAACAGAAGUCAACGUCGGCGUGUCCUCCUCUCCUCUGGCUCCUAGUACCAGAGACCGCGGUAGACAACACUUUGCUCUACUUCUGGAGAAUACCUGCAAUGCUGUAGAGAAACUGCAUAAAUUGGAAACACUUUGGCCUAGUAUGCUCUUGGAUAUUGUACGCAAUACCCUUCUGGACUAUGCCCAACUUGAUGUCUACCUGAGGAAUCUAAUGUGUGAGCUUAUGAAGUAACCGCGAGCAACCGAACGAGCCAGAGAGAGAGAGAGGGUCAGAGAUUAAAAAAGGGAGGCGAUAGAGUCAUCUAUAGAUGGUUAGAGUUUUCUUUUAGUUUAAUAAAUUUAUGGCUUUUAGUUAGAUGGGCACAAAACAAUGAAUUCAUUAUAUACCAGCAAUAUUCCUAUCGAUCGAUCUUAGGCAUUUACCAAAUCUUGUAAAGCAACCAAUAAGCAUGACAACAACAAAAACUAGUCCAAUUUUGAUAUAUAUUUAACAUUAAACUUAAACAACGAAUAAAGAUUAAAAGAGAA